This is a messenger RNA of Archocentrus centrarchus (flier cichlid), 4199 nucleotides long. RefSeq names its product piwi-like RNA-mediated gene silencing 2 (gene piwil2). Lineage: Eukaryota; Metazoa; Chordata; Actinopteri; Cichliformes; Cichlidae. The record is from RefSeq and is a predicted model, not a curated record. The transcript has 24 exons. Gene Ontology annotation, molecular function: protein binding; RNA binding. The coding region runs from base 505 to 3684 and encodes 1059 amino acids.
AGCAAAUGUUGAACAUCGGAACAAAGAAACGUUAGCAGGAAAGUUAGCACAGCGACUAGCGAAACUCUCCACUGUGACCGUCACUGUCUGUUGUGUACACAGAGCCGUCGUGCCGCCGCUUCGCUACCGAGGGGAACAUCUCGACCGGGUUUCGUGUGGGGCGUGAAAAGAUUUCAAACGGCGAAGUGGGGAAUGACGGAAAAAGUUUUAGAACCACUAGUCUAACCUGACCUCAGAUGAGGUGUGUAGAUGGUAACCACUAGAAGGCGCAAAACAAUUUCAGUAGGUAUGCUGUCGAGCGUUAAUAGAAAGAUUGACAGGUCCAAUAAACCAAUCCCCUGCUCCGGCUUGCACUGACUAUCCAAUCCGGAUACCGGAGGCCAGACACCACCGAGCACUCCGCUAAUUCGGUCCCGCGGACUAAUUAGAUUAGUAAUCAGUCGGGACAAUAGGAGCCUUGUCUUCGAAAUGUGUUAACAGCUGAUAGUGACAAAAGUUGAUCAGAUGGAUCCAAGGAAACCUUCUCAUCUCCCUGAGAGGAUGGGUGUUCAUUGCCUAGGACGGGGGAGAGGAUCACAGCUUGGGGAGUUGGCCGUAGGGCGUAGUGGAGGGCUGCUGGUCUCUAUAGAACAACCUGCUGUAGGACGAGCCAGGGGUUUCCCAACUUCUGCUGAUAACUCGAUGGGACAAAGUGUAGCUCUCCCCAUUACUGAACCUGUGGUAGGACGAGCUAGAGGGCUGUUGGUGCAACCCGAUGUAGGAGUUGGCCGAGCUAGGGGGCUGCUCGUCCCAGCAGCUGAACCAAAGUUAGGGGUGGCGAGAGGCGCAGGCAUACCUAGACUGGCGCCACAGCAAGGACCCACACCUUCAAGUGAGACGCCAGCUCUUACAGGAGAAAUCCCCACUUUCACAAAAGAAGAGAUUGGCAAGCCACCCCUAGUCUCAUUGUUUAGAGGAAUGAGCAUUGAGCGAUCAGUGACUUCAUGGGGAAGAGGAGCAGCACUAGUGGGGAUAGGACCAGCUGGGGAUGUGGGAGAGGCGAAACUGCAAGGUGCCCCAGCAGGUGUCACAAGCACACCACAGAGUAUCGGCUCAUUUGGAGACAUGAUGGGCCGAGGCAGCAGUUUCCUUGGCCAAGGUUUGUCCCCUCAGACGAUGGUGGGCGUUGGAAGAGCACCUAUGACGCAGCUUGGAGUUGGAAGAGGUCAUGCUUUGCUUCCUUCAUUUCCUAAAGGUCAGGAUGUGUCUGUUUCUCCAAUGCCUGAGCCACAAACAGCAGCAUACUCUCAGCCCUUCAUGACAGGAACUGUGCCCCCUGUGCACACCACUCAAGAAGCCACAGAUCUUUCCACUACUGCAGCUGCAAAGAGGGAGCUGACAAUGGAGGCAGUUCAUGAGCCACUGAAUAAGGCUGGUACAAAAGGAGCUCCUAUAACAAUUGGAUCAAACCACAUCCCAAUUAAAUGCAAGAAUGAAGCAGUGUAUCAGUACCAUGUUACUUUUACUCCAAAUGUUGAGUCAUUGGGGAUGCGUUUUGGCAUGAUGAAAGACCACCGUUCAACCACAGGUGAAGUUGUGGCUUUUGACGGCUCAAUACUGUACCUUCCUGUUAAGAUGAAAGAUGUGGUUUUUCUCAAGAGUUUGAGACGGACUGAUAGUGAGGAAAUAGAAAUCAAAAUUCAGAUGACGAAGAUUUUACCUCCAAAUUCAGAUCUGUGCAUUCCAUUCUACAACAUGGUGCUAAAGAGGGUAAUGAAAAUGGUUGGACUGAAACUGGUGGGCAGAAACCACUAUGAUCCAGAAAGCGCAGUCAUUCUUGGAAAGCACCGACUCCAAGUUUGGCCAGGCUAUUCAACUGCUAUCAAGCGCACAGAUGGAGGUCUGUACCUGUGCAUUGAUGUGUCUCACAAAGUCUUGCGGAAUGACUCUGUGCUGGAUGUCAUGAACAUGCUGUACCAACAGAGCAAGGAAAACUUCCAAGACGAAUGCACCAAACUCGUCGGCAGCAUUGUCAUUACCCGCUACAACAAUCGCACCUAUCGUAUUGAUGCCAUUGAGUGGAACAAAUCCCCAAAAGACAUCUUCACUUUGAUGGACGGCACAGAAACCACUUUUGUGGACUAUUACAGCAAAAACUAUGGGAUUACGAUCAAAGAGAUGGACCAACCUUUACUCAUGCAUCGGCCAAAGGAGAGGUCCAGACAAGGCGGGAAGCAAAUCAUCACUGGUGAGAUCCUUCUAGUCCCAGAGCUUUCCUUCAUGACAGGCAUUCCUGAGAAAAUGAGGAAGGACUUCAGAGCUAUGAAAGAUUUGGCCAUGCACAUUAAUGUGAGUGGUGAGCAGCACACCCACUCAAUCAAACAACUUCUGAAGAACAUCAACUCCAGUCCUGAAAGUCUGAAUGAGCUUGGUCGAUGGGGCCUGGAGAUGGGCACAGACAUCUUGAUGAUCAAAGGUAGAACUCUUCCCCUUGAAACAAUCUGUCUGCAGUCCUCAUCCUUUGCCACUGGUGCUGAUGUGUCUUGGUCCAGAGAGGUUGUGAGGGAUGCGUCAAUCAGCUCUAUUCCCUUGAACACAUGGGCUAUCUUCUACCCUCGACGCUGCGCAGAACAGGCUGAUGAGCUUGUUUCCGCAUUUAACAAGGUGGCCACACCUAUUGGGGUGCGACUGGAUCGACCCAUUCGUGUGGAGCUGAGGGAUGAUCGGACUGAGACUUACGUCAAGACCAUCCACUCUCACCUCACAAGUCAGCCCAGUUUGCAGCUUGUAGUGUGCAUCAUUGUUGGCAACAGAGACGAUCUCUACGCUGCCAUUAAGAAGCUGUGCUGCGUGAAAAAUCCCAUCCCGUCCCAGGCUAUCAAUGUCCGGACAAUUUCCCAGCAACAGAAGUUGAAGAGUGUGGCCCAGAAGAUACUCCUGCAGAUAAACAGCAAGUUGGGAGGAGAGCUGUGGACUGUGAAUGUUCCUCUGAAAAACUUGAUGGUAGUUGGAGUUGAUGUCCACCAUGACCCCAGCAAGGCUCACCAGUCGGUCAUGGGGUUUGUCGCAAGUGUGAACAGCUCAAUUACCCGUUGGUACUCCAGAGUAACUUUCCAGACACCCAGUGAGGAGCUGAUCCAUGGCUUCAGAGUUUGCUUACUGGCUGCCCUGCAGAAGUACUAUGAGGUGAACCACAACCUGCCAGAAAAGAUUGUGGUGUACAGAGAUGGCGUAUCAGACAGCCAGCUGAAGAUGGUGGAGCAGUACGAGAUCCCACAGCUGAUUAAAUGCUUUGAGACUUUCCCCGGCUACGAGCCCAAGCUGGUCUUCAUAGUGGUACAAAAACGUAUUAGCACCACUCUGUACUCCUGGGCUGCGAACAGCUUUGGCACCCCUCCUCCUGGAACUGUUGUGGAUCACACCCUCACUCAUAAAGACUGGGUGGACUUCUAUCUGAUGGCGCACCACAUUCGCCAGGGCUGCGGAUUUCCAACACGCUACAUCUCUUUGUACAACACGGCAAACCUCACACCAGACCAUUUGCAAAGGUUGACAUUCAAGAUGUGCCAUUUGUACUGGAACUGGCCAGGUACCAUUCGUGUUCCAGCACCCUGCAAGUAUGCCCACAAACUGGCUUUCCUUUCUGGCCAGUACCUGCACUCAGAGCCGGCCAUCCAGCUCUCAGACAAACUCUUUUUCCUUUGAGUUGCAUAGGUUUGUACCACAAACCAACUGCUGAGUUCACAGCAAGACAAACAGAAUAACUACUGUAUGCAUAUCUGACUUAAGUUUUAUUUUGAGAAGUUUUACUGAUUUUUGAAUUUUUCAUUGCCAUUAUGUUCUAUAUUGUGGCAGUUUUUUUUCUUAAUGUUCACACCAAAACUGUUCAUCUGUUAUUAUUUAAGCCUUGAAUGCUGAUAUCCUGCUAAAGUCAAAGCUGAGAUGUUGAUCUGUUCUGUUUACAGCAAAAAUAAAGGGAUUUGCCUCACUGUUCCAAUACUUUUGUAGGGGGUUGUAUUGGCAGUACAUUUCUGCUUCUGCUUCUUUUUCAUUGCCAUUAUGUUCUAUAUUGUGGCAGUUUUUUUUCUUAAUGUUCACACCAAAACUGUUCAUCUGUUAUUAUUUAAGCCUUGAAUGCUGAUAUCCUGCUAAAGUCAAAGCUGAGAUGUUGAUCUGUUCUGUUUACAGCAAAAAUAAAGGGAUUUGCCUCACUGUUCCAA